AUGUCCGCGGAGAAAGCGGAUCCUAAGCCUCAAAAAUAUUUGGGAUUCAACAAGAAGGUCACCGAUGACUUCCUGGAAACCAAGGUUGUCACCACCAAGAUUACAAAAACUGAUAAGGUAAGCCGAUUUUGGUGUAAAAGUCUUUGGGGACUGACUAGGGAACCUUUUAACGCCUUAUCCUUCAGCGAGCAGCUCUGGUUUCGACAGCCUUGCUUGUAAUUCGAGUUGAUGCAAAAUCAAAUUUUGGAAAUGUUCUGGAUAUUGGUGAUUUUGUCGUUGAAGUUAAUGGUGUUUCCCUAAAAUCAAAGGAGCAAUUCUAUGUGGAGAUCAAAACAGUUCUGACGAAGGGAGAAGAACCUCAGGUUAGGCGAUUUUCUUAUAUUAUACUUGACUCGGACCGUGCUUUGUUCAAUUAAUAUGAUUUAAUGUGUUUUCAGCCGCUUUCUCUGAAGAUUCGACGUCCAAAAUGGAUCCGCCAGACCGAAAAGAAUCAAUUCGAACAAGAAUUAGGAGGAUUUUCUUACCAUACUAGCCUGAUGAUCUUAUUGCCGGGAUCCGUCCUUGGCAUGAAUAUCAGAGCUUAUAAUAUGAAGGUAACCGGUCUAAAAAAUUAUUUCCCUUUCAAUUUUAGGUCUAUGUUUCCCGGGUUGAACCGAAUUCCCUGGCCGCAAGAAGUAUCCGAAUUGGCGACUGUAUCCUUGGUGUAGAUGACGUUGGCUGCACCUCCGUCAAGCACUGUCUGGACCGAAUGAACGAAGCCAUGAAGAAGGAUAAGGCCGUCAUUUUGACCAUCGAACGUCCAGAAUCAAUUCAAGCCGUGGAAAUGGUGAAAUGUGCCCUGAGGGCACAAAAACAGACAAUGGUAGAUAGUGCUCUUGCAAAGGAUGCGGUGGAAAUUGGAAAAAGGGAGAGCGAGAGGAUCAGAGCCGGCAGAUUAAUCAAGCCCAAGCCCAUUUAUCGAAGAGUAGACAAGAAAUCGAAAAAUUCCUCGGCAAAAAGGUAAGGAGAAUAUAAAUUAUGGGGGUUUUGGACCUAAAGUUUGAUUAAUUUAAAAAAUUAUAGUAAUAAACAACAUGUUCAAGUCAAAGACAAGUCCUCCCAGCUCAGUAUCGGCGCAGAUCCGUUCAAUCCCAUCUUUAUGGCAAGGGUAAAGAGCAAGGGAAACGACAAAAAACCGGAUGGCAAAAGUCCGAAGGGAAUGGGCACAAUCGGAGGAAUCGGAAAUUUCGACAAGUAA
Molecule: messenger RNA, 1237 nt
Organism: Bursaphelenchus xylophilus (pine wood nematode)
Lineage: Eukaryota; Metazoa; Nematoda; Chromadorea; Rhabditida; Aphelenchoididae
Source: the annotation of a GenBank genome assembly